AUAAUUUAGAACAGAAUAUGGAGCCUGAGGAAGAAAAGGGUAAUGAAAAGCAAGACGAAAUCCAAAACGAGUUAGAACCUGAACCCGAAGAACAAAAAUCGGAUGAAAAGCAAGACGAUAUUGACCCAGGAGGAAAGACGGGCAUUUAUUACCAAAAUAAAGAACAACAACAAUUCCUCGAAAUAAAUAAGCCGUGA
Ambispora leptoticha is the source of this 197-nucleotide messenger RNA. The record is from the annotation of a GenBank genome assembly. Lineage: Eukaryota; Fungi; Glomeromycota; Glomeromycetes; Archaeosporales; Ambisporaceae.